UAGAAAUACAUAUUAAUUAAAAAAAAAUUAAUAAAUUAAUAGCCAACAAACUGUAAUAAAAACACACAAAAUGUCUUCAUCUUCGCCACGAAAUUCAUUGGCGAAGAAAUCCUCAGCGGCGGCGACAUCGACGACAUCUCCGACAUCUGCUGGGAACAAACAAGUCAGCAAAUAUCCAAAGACCAGAGAACGAAUGGUUGAUGAUGUUCCACUAGCACCCGUACAUAAACUUACAAUGGAUGAAGUCUAUGACUCAAAAACUGGUAAACCAAAUUUUGAUGCCUUGAGGCAACACUUUCAACUUGAAGGUAGAAUAGAAGAGGAGCCAGCAUUACGGAUUAUAAAUGAAGGUGCCGCAAUACUGAGGAGUGAAAAAAAUAUGAUAGAUGUCGAAGCACCAAUCACAGUGUGUGGUGAUAUACAUGGGCAAUUUUUUGAUUUAGUAAAAUUAUUUGAAGUUGGUGGACCACCUGCGACAACGCGUUAUUUAUUCUUGGGUGAUUAUGUCGAUAGAGGUUAUUUUAGCAUAGAGUGUGUUUUGUAUUUAUGGGCUUUAAAAAUCUGUUAUCCUACGACAUUAUCCUUAUUAAGAGGUAAUCACGAAUGCCGACACUUAACAGAAUAUUUCACUUUUAAAACAGAAUGUAAAAUCAAAUACUCUGAACGUGUGUAUGAUGCCUGUAUGGAAGCUUUCGAUUGUCUGCCCCUUGCUGCGCUGCUCAAUCAGCAGUUCCUUUGCAUACAUGGUGGACUAUCACCAGAAAUUUUUACACUGGACGAUAUAAAGAAGCUCGACAGAUUCAGAGAACCACCAGCUUAUGGACCAAUGUGUGAUCUACUAUGGUCGGAUCCAUUAGAGGAUUUUGGUAAUGAAAAGAAUUCCGAUUACUUUACACACAACUCAGUUAGAGGUUGUUCAUUUUUUUUUAGUUACAAUGCAUGCUGUGAGUUCCUGUCAAAAAAUAAUUUACUCUCCGUAGUCCGUGCCCAUGAAGCUCAAGAUGCUGGCUAUCGUAUGUAUCGUAAGAAUCAAGCGACUGGGUUCCCUUCGUUAAUAACAAUUUUCUCGGCGCCCAAUUAUUUAGACGUAUAUAACAAUAAGGCAGCUGUACUUAAAUAUGAGAAUAACGUUAUGAACAUACGCCAAUUUAAUUGCUCCCCCCAUCCCUAUUGGUUGCCAAAUUUUAUGGAUGUAUUUACGUGGUCAUUGCCAUUCGUUGGCGAGAAGGUCACUGAUAUGCUCGUGAAUAUAUUGAAUAUUUGCUCAGAUGAUGAACUUGUUUCGGGGCCAGACGAUGAAUUGGAAGAAGAACUGCGCAAAAAAAUUGUUCUUGUGCCAUUGAACUCAAAUAAUGCACCGCCCAAACCAGCAACUGGAGUUUCCGCACUACGUAAGGAGGUCAUAAAAAACAAGAUACGCGCUAUAGGAAAAAUGUCUCGAGUCUUUUCAGUGUUAAGGGAAGAAUCUGAGUGUGUCUUACAACUUAAAGGGCUUACACCCACAGGUGCCUUACCAGUUGGUGCCUUAUCAGGUGGCAGAGAUUCAUUGCACAGCGCACUCCAAGGUCUCGGCGCUACUCCACAAAUUUCAUCAUUUGCUGAAGCUAAAGGUUUGGAUGCUGUUAAUGAACGCAUGCCUCCAAGACGGCCACUCACUCUUAACAACAAUAACUCUAGCACAAUAAACAAUAACACCACAUCGAAGACAAGUAAUGGUGAUAAGGUUGCC
Teleopsis dalmanni is the source of this 1729-nucleotide messenger RNA. RefSeq names its product serine/threonine-protein phosphatase 2B catalytic subunit 1-like. The transcript has 13 exons. Gene Ontology annotation, molecular function: calmodulin binding; calmodulin-dependent protein phosphatase activity. NCBI's taxonomy places the organism in Eukaryota, Metazoa, Arthropoda, Insecta, Diptera, Diopsidae. Gene Ontology annotation, cellular component: calcineurin complex; cytoplasm. The record is from RefSeq and is a predicted model, not a curated record. The annotation marks the transcript as partial. Gene Ontology annotation, biological process: calcineurin-mediated signaling.